Messenger RNA from Orussus abietinus, 1351 nucleotides. RefSeq names its product COP9 signalosome complex subunit 5 (gene CSN5). Gene Ontology annotation, molecular function: deNEDDylase activity; metallopeptidase activity; protein binding. Gene Ontology annotation, cellular component: COP9 signalosome; cytoplasm. Gene Ontology annotation, biological process: protein deneddylation. The transcript has 5 exons. The record is from RefSeq and is a predicted model, not a curated record. The coding region runs from base 215 to 1234 and encodes 339 amino acids. NCBI's taxonomy places the organism in Eukaryota, Metazoa, Arthropoda, Insecta, Hymenoptera, Orussidae.
GCCAAUGUAAAGGAACAAAGUAUGGUACUGGGCCUUCGGUAGAGGCUGAAAUCCAAAAAGAUACAAUACAAUACAAAGGGACAGUCACAUUUCCUGACUCUGAAUUUCCAUGGAUCCUUGUUAAAAGAAACUGAGUGAAUUUACUGUUUUGAUUCAGUGGUUUAAAUUGUUAAAUUUCAAGAGGAAAGGAACACGUAUUUUCCAGACUUUUACAAUGGCGAGUACCUCGAGCGAUCAAAGCAAUAUCGCUCAAAAGACAUGGGAGAUGUCCAAUAAUAUCAGUACCGUUGAUGAGAUUUAUCGUUACGAUAGGAAAGAGCAGCAGGACAUAUUGGCUGCUAAACCAUGGGAAAAGGACCCACACUUUUUCAAAGACAUAAAAAUCUCAGCACUAGCCCUGCUGAAAAUGGUUAUGCAUGCUCGUAGCGGUGGAACAUUAGAAGUAAUGGGAUUGUUACUUGGUAAAGUAGCUGCAAACACAAUGAUCGUAAUGGAUUCAUUUGCACUGCCGGUUGAAGGUACAGAAACUAGGGUUAAUGCUCAGGCCCAAGCAUACGAGUACAUGACUGCUUAUAUAGAAGCUGCCAAACAGGUUGGAAGGCAAGAAAAUGCGAUAGGUUGGUAUCACAGUCAUCCAGGGUAUGGAUGUUGGUUAUCUGGUAUUGAUGUUUCCACUCAAAUGCUUAAUCAGAAUUUCCAAGAACCAUUUGUAGCAAUUGUUAUCGAUCCUGUAAGAACUAUUUCCGCUGGCAAAGUGUGUCUUGGUGCAUUUCGAACUUAUCCAAAGGGAUACAAACCAGCAAAUGAAGAACCUUCAGAAUACCAGACUAUACCUCUUAAUAAAAUUGAAGAUUUUGGUGUUCAUUGCAAGCAAUAUUAUUCUUUGGAGGUUUCAUAUUUCAAGUCAUCACUUGACCGUAAAUUAUUGGACUCCUUGUGGAAUAAAUAUUGGGUGAAUACGCUCAGUUCUUCGAGUCUUCUAACUAAUGCCGACUACACAACUGGGCAGAUAUUCGACUUAUCGGACAAAUUGGAACAAUCGGAAGCUACAUUACGAACAGGAGCUUUUCUUUUAGGAGGGACAGAUCCUCGUGACCGUCGCGCUGAAGAUAAAUUAGGAAAAGCUACUCGAGACAGCUGCAAAACUACCAUUGAAGUUAUUCAUGGCUUAAUGGCGCAAAUCAUUAAAGAUAGAUUGUUCAAUCAGGUUGGAGCUGGAAUGAAUGAUUCUUAAUAAUAAUAAAUAAUAUAAGACUUCUAUACCAAUUGCAUCAAGAAGGAAUUAUCUUCCCUUCACGUUAGCAUCCUUGAUCAUUAAUUUGCAAGAGAAGAAAGUUAUGAUUUGAGCAUU